This is a messenger RNA of Aspergillus neoniger CBS 115656, 360 nucleotides long. RefSeq lists its product as uncharacterized. Lineage: Eukaryota; Fungi; Ascomycota; Eurotiomycetes; Eurotiales; Aspergillaceae. The coding region runs from base 89 to 307 and encodes 72 amino acids. The transcript has a single exon. The record is from RefSeq and is a predicted model, not a curated record.
ACCCAUCCUUCCUAUAUAAUUCAAAGUAAAAGAGUAACUGGUGCCUUCGGGCAUUUGGUCAAUUUGAAACGAUACAGAGAAGAUUAGCAUGGCCCCUGCACUAAGGAUGACACGCUCAAUCAAAGAGAAGCUACCAGUUUUUUUUUGCAACUUUUACAGACGCCUUUUGAGAGGUAUGCUGUUUUUGAGGUCUCGGGUGUGGGUCGUAGAGGGAGGGGGUUCGAGUCGCGGUUGGAUCUGUCGUUCUUUUUAUCUCACCCCUCUCCUCCCUCUUUUUGCUUAUGGGACAGUUGGUCAGCAGCACUGAAUGGGGUGAUGUUCAGGGUCGCUGGGUUUCCUAAUAAUAUAUGGGACCAGAAG